This is a messenger RNA of Phymastichus coffea, 960 nucleotides long. RefSeq lists its product as uncharacterized. The coding region runs from base 1 to 960 and encodes 319 amino acids. The transcript has a single exon. The record is from RefSeq and is a predicted model, not a curated record. NCBI's taxonomy places the organism in Eukaryota, Metazoa, Arthropoda, Insecta, Hymenoptera, Eulophidae.
AUGAGCAGCGGCGGGGAAAAGGGAGAGCUUGCCCGAGCGCUCUUAGAUCCAUGUUCAGAGGCCACUCUUAUAAGCCUCGACCUCGUCCGCAGACUCGGCUGCCAACUCCGCCGCACGAACACCAGUAUUACCGGGGUUACCGGUCCAGCUAUGGACUCAGCCAGACAUCAGGCGACUGUCUACAUCGUCGAGCCUUCCGGCGGCCCUCUGAUCAAGACGGGGGCCUUCGUUCUGCGCUCGCUCGGCAUCAUUACUCCUUCGGCAAUGCCGGGCUCAAAACUGUCUCUGCUCAAGCGUAAGCUCCUACUCGCAGACCCGACCUUCCACCGACCAGGCCGAAUCGACGUCGUGAUAGGAGCAGACGUCUACCACCGCAUCAUCAGAACCGGCACAAGGAGAUUCGGACAGCUUGUCGCCCAGAACACGUCGUUCGGCUGGACCGUGAUGGGCUCCGCUCACUCCAAACAGGCAAGCGACGUCCGUCAAAGCAUCCAGACCCACGCCGUCUCCGCUCGCGCUACAAGCGAUCUGAGUCACGAAGAACUGCUCGCACUGGUCCAGCGCUUCUGGGCUCUCGAGGAAGUGCCGGUCGCGAGGAGGAUCUCCAAGGCUGACCAAGAGUGCGAAGCGAUCUACGCGCGAGGCGUUCGUCGCGAGACAAGCGGACGAUAUGUCAUUCGGCUGCCGUUGAAGCCCGAAUACGCCGCCUCGCUCGGUGACAGUCUACUCCACGCCCGCUCCACCCUCUUCUCUAUGCAGAGGCGAAUGCUCGCCGACCAAACGCUGCGCGAGAGUUAUCAGGAGUUCAUGGAGGAGUACAUUCGACUGGACCACAUGAGAUUACUCUCGGAGUCGGAACUUCAGGAGAACAGAAGCACCAUCUACUACGUGCCGCACCACGGCAUCUGGCAGCGCAGCGACAGCGGCCCUAAGCUCAGGGUCGUCUUCAACGCCUCUUGA